ACAGUCAACGCAUGCGCAGAACGAGGUGAAAGUCUACGCAUCAACAACACUGGUGACAAACUAUCGACAACAACUUUGGGGUGAUUCGGGUUCUGGAUCUACUUGAAGACUACCGUGGUGGAUUUUUAGUCAAAGUAGGACCCCGGAACCAGCUGAGACCAGGUUUUAUCGUGAAAAGGAAAAGAGAAGUGAGACGUUGAUCCUCGGCAGCACUUUAUGGAAGUCUUUACGGUGGUGAGAUUGUAAGGCUGCGCAGUUACUUCCUGUUGUCAUAGAGAGUGAUGUUGGACCCGGUUAGACCCGGUUAGACCAUAGACUGGAUCCAUAAGUGUUAUACAUGUCGUGGACGGGCUCCGAGACCUGAGGCAGGGGACGGGAGAGGACUUUAAACAACACGGUGUGUUCCUGUAUGUCCGCUACAUGAGUGUGUCUGCAGGAUGUCUCUGAGUUCAGGAGGUUGGACUCACUCCCCUGGAUUCACUCCGGACCAGUCUGCCGUCCUCCCCGGUCACUAUGGGGCCUCACAGGCUCGGCAGGGCUGCCAAACCGUCCUCAUGUCGGUUCGGGUGUCGGUGUGCCAUUCUGGGAUUCGCCCGCUGUGUCUUCCGGGAGCAGGUGAUGAGUCACUCCGCCUACAGCUCAGCAUGGACCCGGGGAAAUCCGGGGAAUUCCGGCUGUCGCUCCAAGACAGCAGCGGGACUGGCCGGAGUGUGACCAUCGCUGAGUUUGACUUGGGGGUGGUAAACUACGAGGUGAAAUCACCAAAGUGUCACGAGCUGAGUCUCCUGGCGCCUCCACAUGAACGGAUCAGCUUCAACUUCCGCUGUGAGCAGGAGGCCCAGGAGUGGGCCACGGUGGUGAUGUCUUCUCUGAGAGAGGCCCAAAGAGUCGUCCCGCAAGAUAAUGAACCACAUCAGCAGCAGCGUGAUGGUCCCGAUCAUCGUACCACCAUAGCCCUGCAGCAGACAGAGGACACUUGCAUUGAACUGACCAGAGCCAUAGAAGCAGGUGACAUGCAGUCUGCUGCUGUCUAUGCUGCAACGCUCGCCCGGCAACAUGCCUCGCUCAAGAUACAGCCGUCGACCAGAGAUUAUGAAGACACUGAAAUCAACUUGACUGUUGUCGUUGAGGAUUCUUCUUCGUCCUGUUGUGUUACUGUGAAAGUUUUCCCACACAUGACUACUGCGGCACUGAAACAACAGAUGUUCCUGGAGUAUGGCUUUCACCCUCGUGUGCAGCGUUGGGUAAUCGGUCAGUGUCUGUGCACUGACCAGCGCUCCAUCGCCUCGUACGGGGUUCAUCAGGAUGGUCACACGGCCUUUUUGUACCUCCUCUCUGCGCGUCACGCUCGCUUGACGCUCCAGGCCCUGCAGCUGGACCAGGAGAGUGCUCUCCUUCUGGGUCCUCCAUCUCUGUCUGUUCCCACUCCCCCCCUCCCUUCUACCUCUUCCAACGGCCCCUCAUCCCUGGAGAGGAGGCCGUACAGCACCCUGCCUCCCAGACUCCAUACAAGCAGCAGCAGUGGUGGUGGGUCAGAAAGAGGAAACAUCAGUGAGAUCAGAGAUCUCAUCAACCUCGAGAUGCCUCAACUCAAUGAAGCACUGAGUCCCAGCCCAGCCUCCACCCAGGGUUGGUCCUGCCCUUCUUGCACUUACAUUAACAAACCAACACGACCGGGCUGUGAGAUCUGCAGCACAAACCGUCCCGAGAGCUACAUCAUCCCAGGAGGAUACAGACCAGACGCACUUGAACUGAGACGGAUCCAGCAAGAGAAGGAGGCGAUCAGACAGUACCAGCAGGCCAGAGAAGAGGAGCGAAGGGAGAACUUUGCUCGUCUGGUGAUGAUGGACAGCCAGGACCUGCUGCCCAACCCAGAGCUGGUGGACUGCAGGAUCUGCUACGUAGACCUGCAGCCUGGAGAGGGGGUCCUGCUGAGGGAGUGUCUGCACUGCUUCUGCAGAGAGUGUUUACGAUCAGUCAUCAUGCUGAGCGAGGAGCCGGAGAUCGCCUGUCCCUACAGAGAUGACACGUACUCCUGUACCUCCUCGCUGCAGGAGAGGGAGAUCAGAGCUCUGGUGCCGGCAGAUGAGUAUGAACGCUGGCUGCAAAGAGGUCUGUCUGUGGCAGAGUCUCGGUGUGAGGGCAGCUACCACUGUGCCACUCCAGACUGUCAGGGCUGGUGUGUGUACGAGGACACGGUCAACGUCUUCCACUGUCCCGUCUGCAGGAAACAGAACUGUCUGAUCUGUAAGGCCAUCCAUGAGGGAAUGAACUGUAAGCAAUACCAGGAUGAUCUCGCAGCUCGAGCUAUAAAUGACUCUGCUGCCAGGCGGACAACACACCUCCUGAAGACUCUGGUGCAGUCAGGCGAGGCAAUGCACUGUCCCCAGUGUGGCAUCAUUGUGCAGAAGAGGGAUGGAUGUGAUUGGCUGCGCUGCACUGUCUGUCACAUUGAGAUCUGCUGGGUCACAAGAGGACCGCGCUGGGGGCCGAGGGGUCCUGGAGAUACCAGCGGAGGAUGUCGCUGCAAUGUCAACAACCAGAAAUGCCACCCUAAAUGCCAGAACUGCCACUGAGAAUCUAAAGAGGGGUCGGGUUAUAGACGGGCAUAAACUGGAAGUAGACUGCUCUCCUUCAUAGGAGGGAAAGCAUUAAUGUGAACAAGAGAAGUGUUUCAAGCCAAAAACUAACCGACUGACCAGAUGAACACAUACAGCACAUCCUCAAUGUUAUAACUGGAGUCAUAGUCAGAGUCCUCCAGUGUUUUCAGCAAGCCAACAAAAGGGUUCUCAGAAGUCUGCAGGUAAAAAGUAUCAUAGUUACUGCAUGUGGUGCUUCCUGCACUGAAAAUGUAGCAAUACAGGUUAGAUGUUCUCUGUUUUGGUUGAUGCAUUAGGAAUGAGUUGAAUCAAAUUGAAGGGGCCUUAUUUACUCUCGUGCACAGCGGCUGUAGCAGAGUGUUUGUGAUGCUAGGAAAUGUGAAAAGGUCCUUGAUGUGCAGGUCUCUGCGUAGAUCAAAGUAUUGUAUGGAGCUGGAUGUUUUGAUGUUGUGUGUCUGUGUGGUAGUCAGAAUGAGUGAGACUGAAUGGAGCCAGACUGUUAGCUUCCACAUGUGUUGGACACGGGUGCGCACAGACGUCACUGAGGUACUGACCAGCUGAGUAUUGUACGAUGACACCGUCAGUAACCGUCAGAGGGUUUUGAUAGAUUAAAAAGUUCAUCGUAAUACUUGAUCACUGUCUGUCAACAUCGCACAUUCAAACACAUUUUGUCAAUAAGCUGAUUUUCCUUAACGAGGGAGUUCUCACAUGAUGGAGUGUGAUAUUUAAAUAACGAGAAAGCUUUGUAUACAUUGGGAUAUUUGAGAUAUCUUCUGAUUCAUCUCUGCAUGAAGGUGUUAUUCUCAUACAUUAAUAAAGAUGAACGUAUAACCCGACUGUUAUAAGUAUCUCACAAACCACACUAUUUUUAAACUAGAGUUUUUUAACCCCUAAUUUCACCUCAAUACACUACUGCCCUGCACUGACAAGCCAUGAAAGUCUUCACUGUUACAUGUUGUUUUGUUUGAGUAUCAGCUCUGUGUUGCUGAUGUACCGUUGUGCCUUAAUUAUCAAUAAAUACUUUCUAAACUCAGAGA
Messenger RNA from Notolabrus celidotus (New Zealand spotty), 3637 nucleotides. RefSeq names its product sharpin and rbck1 related (gene shrprbck1r). NCBI's taxonomy places the organism in Eukaryota, Metazoa, Chordata, Actinopteri, Labriformes, Labridae. Bases 438 to 2576 code for a protein of 712 amino acids. Gene Ontology annotation, cellular component: LUBAC complex. The transcript is spliced from 14 exons. The record is from RefSeq and is a predicted model, not a curated record. Gene Ontology annotation, biological process: proteasome-mediated ubiquitin-dependent protein catabolic process; protein linear polyubiquitination; positive regulation of canonical NF-kappaB signal transduction. Gene Ontology annotation, molecular function: ubiquitin binding; ubiquitin-protein transferase activity.